Molecule: messenger RNA, 1374 nt
Organism: Camelina sativa (false flax)
Lineage: Eukaryota; Viridiplantae; Streptophyta; Magnoliopsida; Brassicales; Brassicaceae
Product: protein neprosin-like
Source: RefSeq, a predicted model, not a curated record
UUGAAAGUCUACAUCCUUCAAUCUAGGAAUAAACAAGAGAAAGACCAAGAUGAGAUUGUUCUUAAUGUUUGUGAUUCUUUUUGGCUUUUACAGUGAAGCCUAUGGGAAAGGUUCUUUAGAUAUCGACAUGAAAUUGAAGGCUCUUAAUAAGCCUGCGUUGAAGACCAUCAAGAGUGAAGAUGGAGAUAUAAUAGAUUGUAUUGAUAUCUAUAAACAACAUGCCUUUGAUCAUCCCGCUUUAAGGAACCAUAAGAUUCAGGUAAACAAAUUCUACACCCACCUAUUUGGCAUGCAUGAAAAGAAGACUAAAAUUCUAAACAACGGUUCUUCAGAACAAAUACAAAUAACGUCUCAGGUUUGGUCAAAAUCUGGAACCUGUCCCAUUGGGACAAUACCGGUUCGUAGGGUUAGUAGAGAAGACAUAAGCAGAGUCUCUUCACCGUCUCAUUUUGGGAGAAAACCUCCUCAUAGAUAUAGUUAUCUCGACAACGCACUUCAGCACAAGGGUAAUUUCAAUAUAACAGCUGAGAAAACAAACCAAGUCGGCACAUACUUUCGAUCGGAGGCAUUUAUUGUCGCCAUAGGGUCCGAUUUUGUUGGAGCUCAAUCUGAUAUAAAUGUUUGGAACCCUCCAAGGGUUCAGGCUAGCGACUACAGCUCUGCUCAGAUAUGGCUGGUUGGUGGUGUCUCAGAUAUUUUUGAGAGCCUAGAAGCUGGUUGGAUGGUGAAUCCAGCUGUUUUUGGAGACUACCGCACACGUCUCUUCAUCUCAUGGACUAAAGAUGGAUACAAAAGCACAGGGUGCAUCAACCUCUUAUGCGCGGGUUUUGUGCAAACAACUAAAAGUUUUGCCCUUGGUGCAGCCAUUGAACCUGUUUCGAGUUCCUCGCACGAGCAAUAUUUCAUCACCGUUAGCGUGUUCCUGGAUCCAAAGAGUGGGAAUUGGUGGUUGACUUGCGGAAACAACGUAAUGGGUUAUUGGCCGGGUACACUGUUUAACAGCCUCAAAUACAGAGCACCUGCUGUGCAGUGGGGUGGAGAAGUCCAUAGCCCUAACAUAGGGAAGAAGCCACACACAGAAACUUCAAUGGGGAGCGGACAAUGGGCAAAUUACCUUUAUGGCGAAGCUUGUUACCACACCAACCUUAGAAUCAAGGACAAUUCCUUGCAGAUCAAGUACCCAAAAUAUCUAUCCGAAUACGUUGAUGAGAAAAAUUGUUACUCUACAAAGCUCUACCGGAAAACAUAUAAAGAAGAACCCCACUUGUACUUUGGGGGACCUGGCAGGAACCGUCAUUGUCCUUAAUCUCAUGCUGAUUUCGUCAAUGUUCAUUCUCUCUCUUGAUAGUAUCACCUUUAAGUUGGAAUUACAUA